UCAAGUUUACUGUACAUGAUUUCCUUUAUUUGGAUGCAUGCUGUUUCUUUGACAGAACCUUGGGUGUGUGCAGAGAAAGCCCACAUUGAGGCAGAACUUAAAGCUUCUGAAGUUGCCUCUCGAAGGAAGGCAGAGGCUGAUUUAAAGUUGCAGCGUGAGAGACAACGGGAAGCUGCUCGGAUUGCUCUUCAAAAGAUGGAAAGAACAGUUGAAUUUGAAGACAAUCUGAAGAUACUAAGAGAUCUAGAGAAACUAUGUAAAUGCUGUUCAGAAGCUGAAAAUUUGAGUGGUAAUGGAGAUGGAUUCACAAUCAUAUUGGGGGAGAACCCUCUGGAAAGGCUUGGCUUAUGCAUCAAAGAGGACUACUUAUAUGAUGAUGAAGAUGAAGAUGCAAUAUUGAGUGGUGGAGAUUGGGAAGAUGGAGAGAUCUUGUAAUAAGAGCGCAUUUUUGUGAAACGUUUCUUGUUUAUACUAGCCUGCUUCUCCUUGUGUAUAUGCACCGGUUUUUAUCUCACCCUUAAUCCAGUUUCAUAGGAGAGUUAAUGUAAUAACUGCAUAUAUCUGAUUUUUUUUUUUUCAGUUUGUGGUAUAUACCAACUGGUAGGGGUUUGUUACUCAUAAUAAACCAAGCAUUCAGAAAAAUAAUCCCAGGUGUAUUAUAAUUCUA
Messenger RNA from Solanum stenotomum, 667 nucleotides. Its product is annotated as transcription factor GTE11-like. The record is from RefSeq and is a predicted model, not a curated record. The coding region runs from base 16 to 435 and encodes 139 amino acids. The transcript has 2 exons. Lineage: Eukaryota; Viridiplantae; Streptophyta; Magnoliopsida; Solanales; Solanaceae.